CAUUCAUUUGCCGCAUAAUGUCAGUGUGUUCUUCCGCUAAGAUUUUGCUUCUUGUACGUAGAAUAUCUCUUUCAGCUUCAACUUCUUUCACUCUUUCUCGAAGAGAAACAAUCAGUCCUUUGUAAUGUGGAAUGUUCAAUUCAGGGUCUUGAAACCUGAAAAACUUACAGCCUCCUUCUUCCAAACUCUUCCUACAACGGUAAAACCUUCUCCCCGGAUUCGUUUUAGUCCAUGAAUGCAACCUGAUAGCUCUCAUUCCACACCAGCAAAACACAUCUGCAUUGUCGAUUCCAGUGCUACCAAAUGAUGAUUGUUGAGAAGAAGCCAUGACCUACAAUUCAAUCAAUUAGACGAAUUCACCUAAACAAAGUAGUUGGGAAAUUGAAAUCAACCCAAGCCAUUACAAAAAGAACAUUUUUUGCAGUGCUACUAAACUGCUACUCUACCCUCUGCCUGCUGCUACUGUUCUACUCCAUUCUGCAAUGCUACUAUGGCUCGAAAGUCCAUUGAUUCAAGUCUGUUGCUACUGUUCUACUCCAUUCUGCAGUGCUACUAUGGCUCGAAAGAGUCCAUUGAUUAAAUGCUGCUGCUACUGUUCUACUUCAUCGAGUCCAUUGAUUUAAUUCAAUCAGACCCUAUCAUGUACUCUUAUCUUAGGGUUUGAAAGAGUUUCAAAAAAAAUCAGUAGGUGAGAAUGGAAAGGAAGAUGUACCUCGAUGACAGAUUUAGGAGCAGGCGGAACGAGGAUGCUUUUGGCUGGCUCGGUGACAGAUUGCAGCGGAACGAGGACGCUGUUGGCUGGCUCGGUUGGAACGAGGCUGCGGGUGGAACGAGGCGCUCAGGAGGAGGGAGACGGCUUUCCAGGAGGGUUCGUUGGUUCCCUCGCCGUCGUCGGAAGGAAGACUCGAGGGUUCGCUGGUUCCUUGGUUCCCUCGCCGUCGUCGGAAGGAAGAGUCGAGGGUCUGCUGGUUCCUCUCUGGUCGACAAGAGAGGUAGUCUCUCUGGUGGAAGAAUCGAUGGGUGGGAAGGAAUGGGAGGGCAUUAAACAGGGUUAAUUGGGUAAUUUCCAGGCCUAUUUAACGGCGAGUAAACAGAAAUAACAACGGAAGGGCACGUUUGUUACGACUAAAUAGUACAAGGGUAUCUUUGUGCAAAAAAAUAGUACAGGGGCACGUUUGUUACAUCGCCAUAGUACAGGGGCAGAAAAUGCUAUUAACCCAAUAAUUAAAUGGCUCUAGCUAGCUAGAUUGUCCUUCCUUCUUUCAACCAGAAAUAAUCAUUGUUGUGAAAUUCCAAAAAAUGAAUGAUUACUCACUAGAGUACACCUAACGGAGACAUAAUCAUAUUCCCCACCUCAAUUGGUUGAUUCUACAAAUCCCAUUAAGCCAAGUGAAAAAGAACAAAAAAAAUUCCAUUUAUGGAUUUUGGGGAAUAUGGGCAUAUGAUAUUAAUGGAAAACGAUUGAAAUAUAUAGUACUACAAGAUUAUGUAUAAAUUUAGUGGCCACUAUAUAUCCUCCAGACAGUUGCAAAUCUUGAAUUCCACUAUACUAUGAUGGUAGUCAUUGUUCAUAUACUAUAUCCUUGAAAUCCUCUUAUUUCAUCAAUCUCCUGUAAUUUCAUCAAUCUUGUUGUCUGUUGAUUACGGGCCGGCGGAAAAAAAAACACAUAAUAAUUUUGUAGGCAAACAUGAAUUCCUCUAACUUGGAUGAGUAUUUCAACGAAGUGGUCAUCGGUGUGGCAAAUUUUUUCAAAAAAAAAGAAGUGAGAAAGUACAUUUUUAUCCUUACUGGUACUAUAUAUAUCAUCCUAUUCGAGUUGAAAUUUAUGAAGAUAAAUAGUCAUGAAAUCGUUCAAAAGUAGAGAGCUUUUGGCAAAAAAUUUCAAAAAAAAAAGUGAGAAAAAUACAUUUUUAUCCUUACUGAUAUAUAUAUCAUUCUAUUCGAGUUGAAAUUUAUGAAGAUAAAUAGUCAUGAAAUCGUUCAAAAGUAGAGAGCUUUUAAAAUACACAUCAACUGAUAUUUUGGAAUCAACCUAUGCCUAAAUUUAUUACACCACCAACAUAUGAUGGCAAAAAACGUGUUUUGAGCUAUUCACCUCGUUGAUAAAUUUGCGGUAACAAUUCACUAUGAAAAUCAAUAAAUUUAUUAUGAUGACACAAAAAUAUUCAACACGUGUUUCUAUAGUUAAAUUAUCGCGAGCUUCCAACACAGACAUUAUUUUAAAAUUACUAUCCAGUAUCAGCAACAAGCACCAUAAUAACACAAUUUAGUUAACACGCGUCAUUGUUCAUCCACUCCUCGCGAAGGGGAGCCCGGAGCAGUGUCGACAAUUCUGAUUAGGACACGAUAUCUGGCUCAUCUGUAAAGAGUGGAUUUUGGAACAAUGAACAAAUCAAAUAAAAUGGAACAAAGAACAAAGAGGGAAGAAAGUAACCUUGUUGGACCAGAUGAAAUCAACCCAACAAAGUGGGAUGAUAGAACUUUUUGUUUGUUCUUUUGCUCAGUGCCAGUGGUGCAGAUGACUGGAGUGCUAGCUGAAUGAUGAUCAUCCAUUUCCAAGAUUUGUUUUCAUCGUAUAUAAUAAUAAUAAAAGAUAAUGUUUUCU
Linum trigynum is the source of this 2606-nucleotide messenger RNA. The record is from the annotation of a GenBank genome assembly. Lineage: Eukaryota; Viridiplantae; Streptophyta; Magnoliopsida; Malpighiales; Linaceae.